Messenger RNA from Paramuricea clavata, 7083 nucleotides. The record is from the annotation of a GenBank genome assembly. Lineage: Eukaryota; Metazoa; Cnidaria; Anthozoa; Malacalcyonacea; Plexauridae.
UUUUGCGUGACCUUCAUUAUCUCUUCUCUAUAGUGGUGUUCCAAGCAGCCCGUCAGAUUUCUUCACCUUUAUGGGUCAUAUGUACAUCCGUCACCAAACCAUUGAUCCUGAUGUUGAGAAACCAAUCUUACUUCACUGCAGGUUUGUGUGUGUUUAUUUCAAAAUUUGAAGUCCCAAAGUCCUGGACUGGUCCUGAUUUUAAUUGCAUGCAGUUCUUCCCGUCCGAGGCGAGGCCUGUGAAUAGCCUGCGUGAGCAGACGGUCAACCCGCCGCGAAACACCCAAAAGGUGGGCGGAAUGAAGGAGGCGAAAGUCCGUCUGAAUAUUAAUACUGGCAUUAUUUAAUUUCGUGUAGUGCUGGCGUUGGUCGUACUGGAGCUUUCAUUGUUAUGUACUCCGCCAUGAGAGAAAUGUAUUCUGGAAAUGGAAUAAGUAUGUGACUUGUGUCUAUUUGUUUUUCUUAAGCUUUAUGCCGUGGGACUGUUUGUUUUUCUUAAGCUUUAUGAAAUUCGUCCGGUAUCCUUUUUCUUAGUGAUGAAUCUAGCCAGAUCUUGUAGUGGAGAUGCUCGCCGAUUUUCGUCACUGUUCAGGGCGUAGCCGAGUGCGUAAUAGAGACCUUAAAGGUCCAGACACACCGGACACGAUUCGACAACGCGACGCAAUUUUUUAGUUUUUUGUGGGGAGUGUAAGAGUGAAUUUUGCCGAGUGACUACAACCGCUAAUUAAUAUUUCUUUUCCAAAAAAUGUUGGCGAGCGGGAGGGGGGAAAUCGUAAAUUUUUUUCCGGACAUACUAAAAUUUUUCCCGACAUGUCAUUAUUUUUCCUAAUAUACAUUUGUAUACUAGGAAAAAUAAUGACAUGAAAAAUUAUUUGCCCGGACAUAUCAUAAUUUUUCCGAAAAUACAAAAAUUUUUCCCGACACAUCGUAAUUUUUCCCAAAUACGAAAAUUGUAACCGACAUAUCGUGUUUGUUAACAUUUUUCGUACAUUUUGUAACAUUUUUGCUUUAACUAUUACUUUUUAACUUUUUUAUUCCGAGCCACGAUAACAAUCUUCUCGAUAAAUCAGAAAACAAUGUGCCGAGUCUAGCAGACAUUUGCAAAAUCUGUGAUGAAUGGAGGGUAUUACAUCCCCUCCACUCCCCCCUCCCCCUCUAUGUACAAUACUGUACACAGGAUGUAAAAGCUCUGGUUUACCGGUUGUAAACAAACCGUGGACGACGUAUAAAUUUCCCGUGGGAUUUUAAUUAUUCAUUUCUUUUCUUAACGUCGUGACGGUGCCGUUUUGGAUCUUAAGCUCCUUGAUCUUUAAGGGAGCUAGGACACAAACAGUGCUCGUAAUUAAGCUAUUUUUGCCUCUGCAUAAUUCGCCUUAGAUUUUUUACCGGGGAACACAAAUACAAUGACAUUAUUUGGUCCUAAAUUGCCCCCAAAUUACGAGGACUGCACCAGCCCAGUCUUGUUUGACAUUUCUCCAUCGUGUUACUAUUCCUAAAUGAUGUAUUCGAUAGUGAUUGGCCGAUAAUUGGUAAUGGGCCAAUUAUUGCCUUGUCGAUAAGACAAUCAAAAUCGAAAGAAUGAUCUGUAUUUCCGAUUGUGUAGGAGUGGGAAAAGUAGGCGAGCGCUGCUCGCAGGAAAUGUUAAACAGCUGCAGGAAAUUCGUUUGAAUGAAGAUUUGCGCAUUGCUAUUGAAAAUUUGAAGGAAACCUUAACACCCACGUCCCACUAUGGGCGCAACAACAUAUGGUUGACAGACAUUAUUCCUUGAAUUUAAAACGAUGGUCAACUAGAACCAGUACAUGUUUACACACAUGCAGAAUAGAUUUAGCACAAAAAUUCUUCGUUGCAUGGUCUGCAAGAAAUUUUUGUCUCCAGUUGUGCUCCCAGGAAGAAUUUUUUUUCCUGCCCUGUGAUUGUGUAAAAGCGAUUGUUGAGAAAAUACGCACCUCAAAAAUUACGCUUUCAUACGCUGAAGCGUGUCAUGUGUCAAGUACCCUUUCAAUGCAAUGUUUUGAAAGAAACUUUGUAGUAAUUGUAAUCGAAGGGCAAAAUUGGAUGAGUUGUACAGUCAUAAUUCAUUAAUACACUGUCACUGAUACAUAUGUACAUUGCAUGCAUACGUCACGUCGUUGACUUUGGCCCGUUCUAAGCCAUUACUUUCCAUGGGGGUCGUGAGCUAGACCGCUGCACCGCCCCUAAAUUUUUUCCACCUCCCCCACUAUUUUCCACCAAAAUUCGGUCUUAACUGGAACUGACAUCUUAUACAUCUAUAGCUCUUCAAUAUGUCAAAAAAUUUUACUUAAAUUUUGACGAUUUAAAGACUAAUAUUAUGAUUUUAUGAUUGAAAAUUUGUUUAGCGAUACGGUCCGUUGGAAACAACUGCAUUUAGCAGGGGAAAAUGGUAUAAAAACUGUUUGCCACCUUCAGGGCUAUUGGACAUGAAUGGCCGCCGUCUUGACUUCACUUUUCUCAUAGACCAAGUGACUGAAGGUCUUGGUCCGGGUAUAUAUAGAGCUCACUGGGUUGCAGUAACAUGUCACGUUGGGAAUUAUCGUUAAAAAUCGAAAGGAAAUAACGUCACCUUUACGACGUCUGACAUUAUGACGUCAUUAUAAAAUCGCUAUUGGGUAGAUUGUGGCAUGAAUAACCGAUAAUCGGUAAUUUCCGAUUGUGGCACAAUCGGUCAGUCUUAGUUCCUUACUUUGUAUUGUAAUCUGAUGGCUUAUUUUCUUGAUCAUUUUCAGUGGAUGUACAGGAACUGGUGAAGAAACUGCGAGAGAAAAGAAAAUAUAUGGUUCAGAAAAAGGUUCAUUCACUUUAUUUAAAUUUAUUUUCAAUCACGCGGUAACCUAGCCUUCUCCGCAGGCAUCUCACCCGAGGAAUUGGGUGGUCGGAAAAACAGUGGCGUAACUACUAUGGGCUCAGACCGGGAGAACCCGGGGGCCCCCAACCCAAAUGGGGGCCCCCAGGCUUAGGCGAUAGAGCAAAAACAUUGGCCAGGGCCUCUGAUAUGUUACAAUGUCGUUUUAUGACCAUCAGAAUUCUGUAAAAUCUCUCCCCAAAGUCCAGGAAAUGGCAUUUCAGAGAGUGUAGAUUCAAAAAUUUUCCGGAUGAGCAUUCCCUGGACCCCCUAGAAAACUUGUGCAUAUACAGCGCUCGACUCGUGCCUUUGGCACUUCUACUAGGGGGCCUUCGAAAAUUUUGAACCGGGGGGCCCCCUGAUAUAACGUUACGCCACUGCGGAAAAAGUGUCAAUAUUGAUUUUAUUACGGCUGUGAAAAUAUUUACAGAUCUACAAAUCCACAAAAUAAGAUCAUAUUAAAUUACGUUGUAUCAUUUAGUUGCUGAUUUUAGAAUUUUGUUUCCUUAUAACUUAAACGACUUUUUAUAGAAUUUGUUAUUUCUCUGAAUUUGCAUUAGUAUAUCAGACCUAACCAGGAACAUCUGCGACUGUAGGCCCUCUGCUCGCUCUAACAAACUCUGCGUUGUAUCGCGGUAGAUUCCCAUAGUCUUGGUAUUUACUUAUACCAUGUAGUACUGGCAUCAUACACACACUAUAUAUCUAGAAAAACUUGUGGUUAGAGUUCGAUAACUGUAAUUUUAUUACACUUUCCAAAAAGAUUACAUAGAGAAUAAUACAUGGGUGCGCGGAAAUACCAGAUUUAUUUCAAGUGUUGAACAUGUUAUCUCAAUAGUGAGCGCAGCGAACGAGUGAGAUAUCAUGUUCAACAUGAGAUUUUGUUUAUUAUAUAACGGACAGUGUUUGAAAAGCGAUAAUUUUUACAGAGAAGCGAUAAUUUUCACAUGUGAGAUUAUCAGUUUUAUCAUUGCUCGAAACCUCUAUUAUUUUCGCGUCUUGUACCUGGAAUGUCCAACCUAUAACUUUCCUAAUAUUUGUUUUGCCCAGUGUCGUAGUUAUCACAUGUGAUUAUUCUUUCUGCAUGCUCUGUUUUGGAGUUUUUGUAGCUUUAAUUUUAAAGUUUCAGAACAAUUGCUCUAAACAAGGGAGCAAUAAUCAAACUGAGGUAGCAACAGGGUAGAUUAGGAUGACGUAGGAUUUGCGUGAAAAGUAACCUUCUGUAUCUGAACACACACAGCUGUAUGUUAAAAAAUGAUAAUUAUCGUUUUUAUAUUUAGGAACAGUAUGAGUUUUGUUACAAAGGAAUUUUGCAUUGUGGUGAACAGUUUCUUAUAAUAGGUGAGUUUUGUUCUAGAUUAUAUUACAUGCAAGGUGCAUUAAUUUUAGGCUGCGUCCUCACUAUACAUGUAAUCGACUUGUACAAAAAAUUCCUGUUUUUCCUAUUUCCAAAAAGAAUAAUCUGCACUAUAACUAUUUCGAGUCGUUGACCAUCUACACUGGCACUGGGAAAACGAUACUGUCCGACCCAUUCGUGACAUUUUCCGACGUGAAGAGGAAAUCACCGGACGUUCUGUCCGACUUGAAUGAACUUGUGGUUACAGCUCGGCAGGGUUUGAUUCCUUGCAAGAGGACCUAGUGUUGCAUGUUUUGCAACCGUUCCUUGUGUGGUCUUAAAUAUUAUAUAUUAGUAGAGAGUGAGAUACUGAAAAAUACACAGUGAGAUAUUUUCCAUAUCUUCAUUAAUAGUGAAGAUAUCGAUCACGUGACUUUUUCCAAUUUGCUUUUGAGCGUGAAAUUUCACAAUUUUUUGCUUGGGACUAUAUAAUAAGCAGAACAUUACACGGUGGCUUGAAGAUAUGACUUUUAUCUUCUCGUGUUAAAAACAAUGUUUUACUCACGCGCUGCGCUCGUUCGUAAAAUAUUGUUUUCAUCACUCGAAGAUAAAAUUCAUCUUCGCGCCGCCGUUUUUUGAGUGACAGCUGUGCACAUACUUGGUGCAGUUUAAAACGCAUGUGCGUAGAGAUAUAGUUUACGUUGGUGAUUCAAGGCUUUUUCUCCCGUUUUCCACUGGGUAUUUCGGUUUUCCUCACCAAAAACUAGCCCUUACUGUAGCUGUGUCUGAUAAUAGAGACCGCCAAGUGCAAGCUUUCGACAACGUUACGUUUGAAUGAUAAACACCCCGCACUUUUAGAUUAAACCGUAUACUAAUACAGUUGUCUUUCAAAAUUUCAGAGAAUAGUGGCAAUACUGUUGAAGGAGAUAGCAGUGAUUCUCUAUCUUCAUCGGAUACCUACUCGCUUUCAUCUGAUGACGAAGCUGAAUAUAUGAAACCUGCCAUACCUGCACGUCCUCCCAUUUCUCAAAAUCAAGGAGAAAUUUCUGGAAAUAAUGAAACCAAGCAAGAAGGUAAGAAAGACGAAUCCAGUAUUCUUGGCUCUGAGCAGGCUUCUCUGGAACAGUCUGAAUCGAAUUCUGGGAAAACUGAUUCCAUCCCUCCGAAAUGUGAGAUGGAUUCUGAGAAAUCUGAUGGCACUUCCCAUAAAAGUAAUCAAAACUCUGAAAAAAUCCCGAGCCGCGUUGAAGGAAAUUGUGAAAAUGUUGAAUCAGGAAACACUUUGAAUAAUUUCUUAGAAAUUUGUACAAAAAGUCUGCCUCAUGAUGUUUUGCCAGUGGAAAUUAACGAAGAAGUCAUGGUUCCUGGCGGUUUCCAGGAUGCAAAUUUGAAAAUUUCAAUGGCCGAAAGUUCUGGUAAAGAAUCCAGUUCUUCAAAAGGAUCUGAUAUGGGCGAAACUAAAUAUAAAGAAAUUACCGAAGAACCCGAAGAGGAGGUUGCGAAAAGCAGAGACGCGGAUUGUGACAACACGGAUCGCGGAACUGCGGGACGUGAAAACGCGUCCCUUAUUCCAGGAUUACAGGAAAUACAAGAAGGGUUAAUUAAAGAUGAUGAUGAUGUUAUUAAUGAUCAAAAGGGCGAUGUUUCUGUGAAGCCUGAGGAAAAUAUACAAGGUAAUCCAGAAGAGACUCUCGCUGGGAAUGUGGAAAUACUCGCAACAGAGACACCUACAAGUCUUGAAAAUGAUACAACUAAUCUUCAAGAUGGUUUAGUAGAGUGUGGAGAUACGCCCAGCGACACAGAAAUUUCUCCGAAUAUAAUUUCCCCACGAGAAACAACAGAAAAUUCCUCAGAUGUUUUACCUCAGAAAGAAACUGAUGUCAAAACAGAGGGUGAGAAUCAGCAAGUCAGACAAGAACUGUCCUCUGCAGAUAAAGAUAUAUCAGCAAAAACAGAAAAUCAGUGAGAUAAGGAUUAAUAUAGAAGUACAUUAUAUAAAAUUAAUUGUAUUUUCUGGUUUGUAUUCUCUUAAUGCCAGAUACUAAUUUGAGUAGACAUUUCGUCCGUCUUAAGAAUGGUUAUAAACCACGUAUUCAGCAAAGCUCCUUCUAGAUAGAAAUAACAGUAAGUAAGAGUUCAAAUUUUAUUUGGUAGGACAAAAGUGGUGGCUGUAGCAUAAUAGAACUUCUUGCGAUGCACUUAUUUAAUUAAGCCGCAAACGUACUGUUUUGCGCAUUUUUCAGGACACCGCAUUAUAGUACUAUGUCUGGUUUUGAGUACUUUCCCGAAAGGGCUUUGCUGGAAGACAAUAGCCGUGUGAAAGCUUUUUAAUUCUGACAACGAUAUGCAAUGAUAUAAAUAAUAAGAAAUAAUACGACUAUUAAAUAUAUACUUAAUAGGCAACCAAAAUGAAGCCAAAUUAAACUUUUACACGGACCACUGUUAUUUAAUUUUAUAGUUUUUAUUUGCCCACAAUGAUGUUGCAUUUCUUCAGCAUAUAUCUUUCAACGUUAUUUUUCUACAAGCACAAUUUAUAUUGAACAGAUCACAAUAUGUUAUAUAUAUUUAGUCCUUGAAGCAAUGUCUCAGUGCAAUGUUCUUAUGGUGCAGGAAGAUUUAACAACAUAUUACUGCCAUUAGGUAAAUAUGCUACGUUAGGAGCAUUACUGAUUCUAUCUGCUAUCUCUUCGGCCGCUUCUAUUCUUCGAAGUUCGAUCAAACCUUCACCAGCCUCUUUAAAUGAUUUUGCAAUCAAUGAUGCACCUCGGGCGUCGCCUUCUGCCGUAACAAUUGCUGCAAGUUUUUGUUGUUCUGCCUGAAAUGGAAAGAAAGGAAUACUGUUUAAGCGGGUGCUCAUUGGCAUGUGGAGGACGCAUUUUUAUCUGCCUAGCG